Molecule: messenger RNA, 1408 nt
Organism: Mizuhopecten yessoensis (Yesso scallop)
Lineage: Eukaryota; Metazoa; Mollusca; Bivalvia; Pectinida; Pectinidae
Product: hairy/enhancer-of-split related with YRPW motif protein 1-like
Exons: 4
Coding region: 189-1307 (372 amino acids)
Biological process (GO): regulation of neurogenesis; regulation of transcription by RNA polymerase II; anterior/posterior pattern specification
Cellular component (GO): nucleus
Molecular function (GO): DNA-binding transcription factor activity, RNA polymerase II-specific; RNA polymerase II cis-regulatory region sequence-specific DNA binding; protein dimerization activity
Source: RefSeq, a predicted model, not a curated record
CGUCACGGAAUCUCCGUCGCGGGACGGGCACGCGACGUGUCGUCUGCUCGCUCGCCCAAUCCACACGUCCGUGUCUCUUUCGUCCUGACAUUAAUGAUCGCAGACCCUCACAUGAUCAGACUUGGCGUUUCCUUGAUCAAAGUCUAGUAUUAUUAGUUUAAAAGUUGCUAUAUUAUUAAACGUCGAAAAUGGAUUCAACCGAUUCCGAAGGAAAUGAAGUUUUACCAGAGAAAGUAAAGGUUCCCAAGCAUUUGAUAGAGAAGAAGCGACGUGCCAGGAUCAAUAACUGUCUUGGAGAACUAAAAAAACUUGUCAUUGAAAAAGAUUUCCUUAAGGGUCAGCGGAGCUCCAAGUUGGAGAAAGCUGAUAUUCUUGAGCUCACGGUGGACUUCCUCAAAAGAAAAGCAAAACUGCCAUAUCCUGUACUUGAAUCUUUGGACGUCAGAGACUUACAAACCAAACUUUAUGCAAGAGGAUACAGGGAAUGUCUUGACCAAGUCUCCAAAUAUCUCAAAUGUACAGACAUCAAACAAUCUGUCGGUGAUACUUUACUCAAUGAAUUAGAAACUGUUGCACAAAAAAUGAUUUCAAAGAACGCGAAAUUGUCGGACAAACAUGUGCGGUCGGUAUAUGCAGAUGGAAAAUCACAUAAUGGUUUAACUAAGAUUCCACCGUCUGAUUGUUCGGAUCAUGCCAUACAUAGCAUGGCUACGGAAGAAGAAAUGCAUUUGGGAACGACUUCUUAUAAUUCCAAAGAACGCCUUGCAGCAGAAACACUAAAUCACAACCUCCGGAAUUCACCAAAUGACAAGCAAUAUGUUGAUAACAAAUGGCAAAUCGCUUCUGCCACUACUCUUAAUUCAAUUGGCGUGAUAAAAGACAAAGUGGAAUUACCCUCAACUUCGAUCAAAAUGGUCAAUGGACACCCUUCAGUAGAUUCGUUCAGCACACCAUCAAUAUAUCCAAUGGUAGGCAGCCUUCAAAGUGUCACCGUGUUUGUACCCUGCCAGGUGCUUGCCUCAGCUAUUCCGCCAUUCACUACAAGUCAGUAUCCGCCUUUCAGCAACGUUUGUGAACAUGCUGAGCUGACACCGCCUUUCCUUAACCAUUCUGCUGACCUUAAUGCUGUCAGUAUGAAUCCAAGUUAUAUUAAAAUAGAUACAGUCGCACCAAGUAACUUGGAAAACCCCCAUUCUGGUGUUGUGUCGGAGUCCACCACAGUACCUGACGAUCGUAAGGAGGAGGGUAAAGAUACUUGUUUAAACGAGAGUAUCUCUCCGCUGCCAUCUCCAUGGAGACCAUGGUAAAAGGCAUACAAGAAAUUCCGUUCAAACAUGCCUGUACCAUCUUUGUCACAUAUAUCAGUUAAAAUGCAUAUAAAAUACAUAAUCUGUAUUGUUUUAUCUUG